AUGGUUUUCGAUCCACUUUCUGUGACGUCAUUCACAAUAAAUUCGCGGUCCGACUCCGUGACGACCGUUACAGAGGGCGCACCUGUUAGUCUGACUUGUGACGUGAGAAGUGACCCGGUAUCAAGUGUCCAAUUAACGAAGGGAUCACAGAAGUUGUGUGACCCGCGCCAGUCAGGAGCUGAGUGCAACUGGACAGCUGGGUGCCUGGAUUCCAGGGAGUACACGUGCACUGCAGACAAUGGCAUACAGCCGUCCGUCAGCAGGACUCUAAACAUGGUCGUCAGAUGUUCGCCGCGAUUGGAUUAUCAAUAUGUCAGUCAAGCACGCACCCUUCUGGCGCAUGUCAACGACAACGUAACGCUACGCGUGUUUACGAUAGCCAAUCCGCGGCCGAAAUUCAAGUGGACGAAGUUGCAUAAUAACGUAGAACACCGCCUUGCGUCGAGCGCGCCCACGACAUCAACGACCUCGACAGCAGUGGGCGAAUACACCCUCGUGAACGUCAACGACAGCGGCACCUACAAAGUCUACGUGCACAACGGCGUAGGGUCUGCUCUGGUGGUGAACUUCACGGUGUCGGUGAUGGAGCAAGGUUCGCCGCGAUUGGAUUAUCAAUAUGUCAGUCAAGCACGCACCCUUCUGGCGCAUGUCAACGACAACGUAACGCUACGCGUGUUUACGAUAGCCAAUCCGCGGCCGAAAUUCAAGUGGACGAAGUUGCAUAAUAACGUAGAACACCGCCUUGCGUCGAGCGCGCCCACGACAUCAACGACCUCGACAGCAGUGGGCGAAUACACCCUCGUGAACGUCAACGACAGCGGCACCUACAAAGUCUCCGUGCACAACGGCGUAGGGUCUGCUCUGGUGGUGAACUUCACGGUGUCGGUGAUGGAGCAAGAUACGAAUAUUGAAGAAAAACAGACACCCUUGGACUACGACGGCGUGGCUAUAUUUGAAUCAUCCACGAUGUAUUGGGUCAUUCCAUCUACUUUUGCCUUCGUCAUUUGCGCCGCCAUUGUUGUUGUCAUGUAUCGACGUUUACGUAACAAUAAAGAAAUUAAUACCGACCAAAGCAACUCGGGACACGAAUACAGCGAACCCUACGAGAUGGAUUCUCUCCAUCGUCCGGCUCCAGCCGUGGGUAUCAGCCAGCCAGCUCACGUCUACGAUCACCUCGGGUCACGACAGAGGUCAGACUACCGGUCUCUGGACAGGCUAACUCGUGUCGGAAAUCAAACAGAUGGCGAGGACACCAAUCCGACCAGGAUGCCAAUCUCUUGUGGAGAUACCAGACGGAAGCCAAGCUAUCGGGCGCUAGUUCAUGGUCAAGAUGCCAGCCGAAGGUCGUGGAAGUCAUCUUGGCUCCCAAAUGUUGCUGAAUACGAGAGGAAUUCGGUUCAGGUGCCAUUUCUUGAAGAAAAUGUCGGAUGGAAUACAAGGAAUCCAUCUUGGGUGUUAUUUCGUGAGGAAGAUGUCAGGCCAAUGCCAUGGAAUCCAGCUAGGAUGUAACCGCUUGAUGACAAUACCAGCUAACGUGGAAGGGACCCUUUGUAACGAGAACCAGUGUAAACACCGGAAGAGGCAGGCUUCGUUCACUUGGACCGUUUGUGAAAGAAUCACAAAGAUUGGCUUUCCCCGACCACAUGGGUAUUCAAUGAUGUGUGUACAAGACAUACAUAGAGAAGAAACCGGUGAUGUACAGCAUAUCAAAGAGAUAAGGAAUAACCAGACACUAAUAGCAUGUAAUAAAACAAGAUACAGAACAAUGAUUAUAAUGUUCACUAACGCCAAUCACUGUGUCAUUGGUAACAAAAAUACGUCCAUAGAUCCUAGAGAUCACUACAUACUAACUAAAGUAGCCCUCAACAAACAUAUUCGUUCAAAUACAUUUAAUUUCUAUGGUUCACGUGAAUAUUUACUGCUGUAUUGUUUAGAUAUAAUUAAUCAAAUGGAUUUUAAAAAAGAAGACGUGAUAUUUUUUUGAGACCCGAACUCCACAGAAUAUCACGUCAUCUUAUUCAAAGUUUAUUUGAUUAAUUAUAUCACUAUUGUUUUUACAGUUAAUUUAUUCAAAAAUAUAUUCUUUUCUUACACACCUCUUGGUGAGAACAUCAAUCGUUAUUUUGAUAACACAUACUUGUUUACACAUGUACGUGUGUUAACAAUUUCAAGACAUACGGCUGGCUUAUCCUAGGUGAUGACCAUAGUCUGGGGGCUGAGGGGAGUCCUGUGUGCAAUCAUAUGUCCCCUCAUUUUGACUCUUGAUCCUAGUAGGAAAUCCCAAGGAGAGUAAAACAAAAACGUGGGUGGACAUCGCAGAUCAUGGGCAGAAGGGUUUAAAUUCAAGAUAGCGUCCAAGAUGGCCGCCAUAUCAUUAAAUCAGGUAUAACUUGACAAGGAAUUGAGCUAGAUGGAUAAUUUUGGUGUCUUUACCUAGGUUUUCAGGGUCAAGGAAUCCAAUUAAACCAUUUUUAACCCAAGACAUUAUGACAUAAUGGCGAAAUCCAAUAUGGCUGCCAAUACGACCGCCACAUCAUUGUUCCCUUGUAACUUUUCACAUGUUACACCGAAAUUGAUAAUUUGUGUGUCUUUACUUGGGUUUUCAGGAACAAGGAAUCUAUUGAGACAAUUCCUAAUCCCAAAACAUUAUUACAAGAUGGAAAAAUCCAAUAUGGCUGCCAAUAUUGCAUCCGUGUCAUUGUUCUCUUUUUGUAACUUUUCACAAACUUAGGCUAAAUUGAUAAUUUUCGUGUCUUUACCUAGGUGUUUUGGGUCAAGGAUCCAUUGAGACCAUUUCUAAUCCCAGUACAUUAUCACAAGAUGGCAGAAUCCAAUAUGGCUGCCAAUAUGGCCGCCGCAUCAUUGUUUCUUUGUAAAGUUUCACAUGUUACACCGAAAUUGUUAAUGUUUGUGUCUUUACUUAGUUUUUGAAAAACAAGGACUCCGUUGAGACCAUUCCUAAUCCCAAGACAUUAUUACAAGAUGGCAAAAUCCAAUAUGGCUGCCAAUAUGGCAGCCGCAUCAUUGUUCUCUUUUCUAAUCUAAUCUAAGUUGAUAAUUUUUGUGUUUUUACCUAGGUUUUGUGGGUCAAGGAAUCCACUGAGACCAUUCCUAAUCUCAAGACAUUAUUAUAAGGUGGCGAAAUCCCCUAUAACAGUAUUAAGCAUGUUGUCCUAGACAUUUGUCAAAAUGUCGCAGGUUAACCAGCAUGCAGAAAUCCAGAAUCGCACAAUAAGAUCAUAGAAGCCGCAAACAUUCGAAAGGACAUUGUUUCAGAGAGACUAGAAAGGCUUGAUCACGAUCAGUUCGUGUAUCAACCUUUCGAAUUUUCCCGACUUCUAUGAUCUUCUGCGAUUCUGGAUUUCUGCAUAUUGGUUCACCUGUGACUUUUUGACAAAUGAUGCACUAAUUCACAUCAAAGUCCCCACGAAAUUCAGACCGCUGCCUCUUCAGUGGAAUCCCACAAAGAUUUUCGGAAUCCUGUAAAAAAAAAAGGAGAGUGUUAUACAGGCCUUGAAAUUGCGAGCUGUUACCAACAUAAAUGAGUCAUAUGGGAAGGUUAUAUAUAAGUGUAAAAGUUCUGCAACUGAACACACAGCUUCCACGGCCUACACUCUACAGCCCUCAGUGCAGUACAUACAGGAUCAGUUCAACCAGUGUCUAGGUUAACAUGUUUGAUAGUGUUAUAGGGGCCUACUUGUAUUUACCAUUGGGAUUAGGAAUGGUCUCAAUGGAUUCCUUGUUCUUGAAAAACUACGUAUCGACACAAAAAUAAUGUGAAGUUACAAGGGAACAAUGACGCGGCGGUUAUAUCGGCAGCCAUAUUGGAUUUUCCAUCUUGUAAUAAUGCCUUGGGAUUAGGAAUGGUCUCAAUGGAUUCCUUGAUCCAAAAGUCCUAGGUAAAGAAACAAGAAUUAUCAAUUUAGCCUAAGUAUGUGAAAAUUUACAAACAGAGAAUAAUGACGCGGCUGCCAUCUUGGCAACCAUAUUGGAUUUUGCCAUUUUGUAAUAAUGUCUUGGGAAUAGGAAUGGUCUUAAUGGAUUCCUUGUUCCUGAAAACCUAAGUAAAGACACACAAAUUAUCAAUUUUGGUGUAACAUGUGAAAAGUUACAAGGGAACAAUGAUGUGGUGGCCAUAUUGGCAACCAUAUUGGAUUUCGACAUUAUGUAAUAAUGCAUUGGGGUUAAAAAUGGUUUAAUUGGAUUCCUUGACCAUGAACACCUAGGUAAAGACACCAACAUUAUCCAUCUAA
Gigantopelta aegis is the source of this 4253-nucleotide messenger RNA. RefSeq lists its product as uncharacterized. The transcript has 8 exons. Gene Ontology annotation, biological process: cell-cell adhesion. The record is from RefSeq and is a predicted model, not a curated record. Gene Ontology annotation, molecular function: cell adhesion molecule binding. The coding region runs from base 1 to 1509 and encodes 502 amino acids. NCBI's taxonomy places the organism in Eukaryota, Metazoa, Mollusca, Gastropoda, Neomphalida, Peltospiridae. Gene Ontology annotation, cellular component: cell-cell junction.